Molecule: messenger RNA, 1067 nt
Organism: Syzygium oleosum
Lineage: Eukaryota; Viridiplantae; Streptophyta; Magnoliopsida; Myrtales; Myrtaceae
Product: floral homeotic protein DEFICIENS-like
Exons: 7
Coding region: 58-759 (233 amino acids)
Biological process (GO): positive regulation of transcription by RNA polymerase II
Cellular component (GO): nucleus
Molecular function (GO): protein dimerization activity; RNA polymerase II cis-regulatory region sequence-specific DNA binding; DNA-binding transcription factor activity, RNA polymerase II-specific
Source: RefSeq, a predicted model, not a curated record
CUUCAUUCUGGGUCACAGAAGAGAGAGAGAGAGAGAGAGAGAGAGAGAGAGAGAGAGAUGGCGAGAGGGAAGAUCCAGAUCAAACUGAUAGAGAACACGACGAACCGGCAGGUGACCUACUCGAAGCGGCGGAACGGGCUGUUCAAGAAGGCGAACGAGCUCACCGUCCUCUGCGACGCCAAGGUCUCCAUCAUCAUGAUCUCCAGCACCGGCAAGCUCCACGAGUACAUCAGUCCCUCCACCACAACUAAGAAGAUGUACGAUCAGUAUCAGCAGGCACUUGAGGUCGAUCUCUGGAACUCUCACUAUGAGAAGAUGCAAGAGACCCUGAGGAAGCUGAAGGAGGUGAACAAGAAGCUUCAGCUAGAGGUCAGGAGGAGGUUUGGGGAAGGAUUGAAUGGUAUGAGCUUUGAUGAACUGUGCGGUCUUGAGCAAGAUAUGGACAACGCCGUUAGUCUGAUCCGCGAACGAAAGUACAAGACGCUCAGCAAUCAAAUCGACACCGCCAGGAAGAAGAAAAAGAAUGCUGAGGAAAUAAACAAAAGUCUCCUGCAAGACUGGACUAAUCUGAUCAAGCAUAUGAGGGAGGACGACCCGCAUUUCGGAAUGGUUGACGACAGCAGGGACUACGAGGCUGUGAUCGGGUACUCGGACACCGCCGCCGCCACUCGCCUGUAUGCUCUGCGCCUGCAACCGGACCAUCCCAAUCUUGCCAGCGGAGGAGGGUCGGAGAUCACGACCUACCCUUUGCUCGAGUGAGACGAAGGUGUCGAAAAAACCCUUCGGAUGUCCUCAUAUUGUCUAAGGGCUGGUUCAAUCCGGAUUUUAGACUUUAUCCGUAUAUGAAGUUUAGGAUUUUGUUAUGUUAUCUUAUUCAGUGACUAAGUUUGCUUUUAUCAGAAGAUGUUCCUAUUAUAAAUCAGGGUAUUUUCCUCAAGGACAUCUUGUGUUCAACAGGGCUAAAAAUAUUUGCCUGAAUUAUGGUCCGUCGGUAAGAUAAAAUAACGACCGUGUUAGACUUUAUUAGAUGGAUGUGACAUCCAUAUGAUAUAUUUUCACUUGGAGCA